UAGGAACUUGCUUUUCUUUUCCGCCUCCCCCUUUUUUCUUCUGUGAACUCCAAAUCUGGGUCACCCACCGCGAUGCGCCCGCCAUAAGUUUCUCGGUUGUGUUUGGGGGUGACAGAGUUAGUGCUUGAUAACUGUCGAUCCAGCAAUGGCGAAAUUGAAGGUCUGAAUGACUCCUUUAAAGAGCUGGAGUUUCUGAGCAUGGCCAAUGUAGAGCUGACAUCCCUGGCCAAGCUCCCCACCUUGAGUAAGCUCAGAAAGCUGGAAUUGAGCGACAACGUCAUUUCGGGAGGCCUAGAGGUCCUGGCAGAAAGAUGUCCAAAUCUCACAUAUCUAAAUCUAAGUGGGAACAAAAUCAAAGAUCUCAGCACUGUGGAAGCCCUUCAAAAUCUCAAAAACUUGAAGAGCCUGGACUUGUUCAACUGUGACGUCACAAACCUGGAGGAUUACAGGGAAAGCGUUUUUGAGCUGCUUCAACAGAUCACCUACCUAGAUGGGUUUGAUCAGGAAGAUAAUGAGGCCCCUGACUCAGAAGACGAGGAUGAUGAAGAAGGGGAUGAGGAGGAUGAAGAUGAUGAAGAUGAAGCUGGUCCACCAGGAGAGUACGAAGAAGAUGAAGAUGAAGAUGAUGCAGGUUCAGAUUUGGGGGAGGGUGAAGAGGAGGAAGAAGUUGGUCUUUCAUACCUGAUGAAGGAGGAGAUCCAGGAUGAAGACGAUGACGACGAUUACGUUGAAGAAGGUGUCGAUGAGGAGGAAGAAGCUGAGGGUGUCCGAGGGGAGAAGAGGAAACGAGAACCUGAAGAUGAAGGCGAAGAAGAGGAUGAUUAAUUUGUUACAGAAACAAAUAGGACCAGACUCUUAAGUUACAGAAUACGCAAUAGUGAUCAUGUACCAUAGAUGUCCCUACAGAAAAUAACAUGUUAACUUUUUAUAGGAAAGGUGUGGUUUUACUAUUCUUGCCCUUUUUAUCAUUCCGAAUAUUAUGUAAUAACCUUGUUAGUGAAAUAUGUAGAAAACAAUUUUCAACCCUAUAAUCACUGAAUUCAUUGUCAAGUUUUCCCCUAGAAUUUUUUUUGAAUUUUUGUUUUAUACAAGCUUGCUGUGUUGGUCAUUAUUAACCCACAAUUAAGACAAGAAAUGUUUUACAUGGGUUUAGUAUGGUGGAUUUUAUUCAGUAUUUUAAAACUAUACAUAAGCUGAAAUCAAAGAUACUUUAUGAUAAAAAUCAAGUCUCUAUGAAAUGAGAAGUAGUUCUAUCCAACUGAGCUUGACCACGAGUUCAGCCUGAGAUCGAUAUGUUGACUACACCUUAUUUUAACUUGUUAAAUUGUGACUUUUUUUUUAAGAGGGUCUUGUACUACUUUUUUUUUUCUGUUUUAUGACUCACGAGGAAACCUAAACAAGUUUAAGGACUAUUUUUCCCUAGCUUCUUCAGAAGUUUGCAUGUUUGCUUGAGGACUUGCUGGAUGUCUGAGGAUGUAUUUUAUUAAUUCUCACUUCUGAUGAAGUGGUAAAAUCCUUAAGUCUGUUUCUUCCCUCCUCCCUCACCCCCAAAAUGGGUACUUGUAUUUUAAUAGCCAUUCAGAAGAGCCAGUAACCCACAGUUUUAAACUGUCUGACUAAAAAUCCCUUUUCCUCUAAACUGUUUUCACUUGGCUCUGUGAUCUUGUGAAAUUUCCAGCUGUACAGGUUUCCCUCGCUUUAUGCUGUUCAUGUGUUCUGGGAAAACGGCACAUAACUCAAAUU
Messenger RNA from Gavialis gangeticus (Gharial), 1743 nucleotides. It is a transcript of the gene ANP32E, whose product is annotated as acidic nuclear phosphoprotein 32 family member E. Bases 199 to 825 code for a protein of 208 amino acids. The transcript is spliced from 7 exons. Gene Ontology annotation, biological process: regulation of apoptotic process. Lineage: Eukaryota; Metazoa; Chordata; Crocodylia; Gavialidae. Gene Ontology annotation, molecular function: histone binding; phosphatase inhibitor activity. The record is from RefSeq and is a predicted model, not a curated record. Gene Ontology annotation, cellular component: nucleus.